This is a messenger RNA of Penicillium daleae, 1971 nucleotides long. Its product is annotated as putative extracellular endoglucanase. The coding region runs from base 1 to 1971 and encodes 656 amino acids. The transcript has 8 exons. The record is from RefSeq and is a predicted model, not a curated record. Gene Ontology annotation, molecular function: beta-glucosidase activity; cellulose binding. NCBI's taxonomy places the organism in Eukaryota, Fungi, Ascomycota, Eurotiomycetes, Eurotiales, Aspergillaceae. Gene Ontology annotation, biological process: glucan catabolic process. Gene Ontology annotation, cellular component: extracellular region; cell surface.
AUGUAUAGCUCGCGUGCGAUAGCCCUUGUGGCAUUCUUCGGGUCUGUCAACGCCCAGGUAGCAGGUUAUGGACAAUGUGGUGGCACUGGGUACUCGGGAAGCACAGUCUGCACAUCGGGCUAUUACUGUACCUCUCAGAAUGCUUAUUACUAUCAGUGUGUUCCUGGAACGGCCACGACCAGCGCAACAUCCACGUCAAAAACGUCCUUCUCUACUACAACUUCUACCACUUCUACCUCUACUAGUACAUCUACAACCCUUAAGACUACUACUUCUCAGACUGCCACACAGACGUCCACUUCUUCUGCAGCCGCCACUUGCACUGGGACGUUCAAUGCAAUCUCGGCAUCCGAUUUCGUUGCUAAACUUCAUCCUGGUUGGAACCUAGGAAACACUCUCGACGCAACGCCGGAUGAAGGCUCCUGGAACAACGCACCCGUAGUAGCCUCGACAUUCAGUGAUGUCCAAAAAGCCGGGUUCAAGAGUGUUCGCAUCCCAGUCACCUACGCAUACCACUUCACUGGAAGCUCUCCAGACUGGACUAUUGACCCAACUUGGCUGGCCCGAGUCUCUGAAGUUGUUGACAUGGUCACUUCUUUGGGUCUGUACGCCAUUGUGGAUGCUCAUCACGAUUCCUGGAUCUGGGCCGAUGUCACUGCAUCUGGCGCCAACCUGACUAUGAUUGAAGAAAAGUUCUACAGAUUAUGGUAUCAAGUUGGAACUACGCUGGCUUGCAAGUCGAGUCUUGUUGCCUUUGAACCAAUUAACGAGCCGCCAUGCAACACUGCCACCGAUGCAGCUGAAAUCAACAAACUGAACAAGAUCUUCCUUCAAGCCAUUAACGACGCAGGUGGUUUCAACCCUCAAAGAGUCGUUACUCUUGUGGGAGGUGGUGAGGACAGUGUCAAGACUUCGGAAUGGUUUGUUGCGCCCACGGGGUUCUCCAACCCUUACGCCAUUCAGUUCCACUACUAUAGUCCUUAUGAUUUCAUCUUCAGCGCAUGGGGCAAGACUAUCUGGGGAUCAGACUCUGACAAGGCGACCGUACUGUCAGACUUCACAUUGCUCCGCAAUAACUUUACAGGUGUUCCUAUCCUGAUCGGAGAAUACGAUGCUUCGCCAACCAAUACUGAACCAGCUGCCCGCUGGAAAUACGUGGACUAUCUCAUCCGUUCAGCGCUUAGCCUCGACUUUGCCUGCGUCCUUUGGGACAAUGGUCUGGACCAUCUUGAUCGAAACUCGGGCACCUGGCGAGAUCCCAAUUCCAUCUCAAUGAUCGCCAAAUCUACGGCUUCCACAGCAAACAGCUUGCCAGACAGCACUGAGGAUGCAUCUGCGACAUCUCAGUGGUCCUCAGCCUACAUUUUCCACGAAUACGGAACUAGCGUGGUAGCACAGAGUCUUCCAUUCAUCUUGAAUGGAAAUACUCUAACUUCAAUCAGCGACUCGACGGGCUCGACUUUGACGUCAGGAACGGACUACUCUGUCUCGGGCUCUAACAUUACUUUCUCAGCUUCUUACCUUUCUAAACACAUCACUUCCACGACUUCGCCAGGCGUCAUUGCCAACCUCACACUGACCUUCUCAGGAGGUCAAUCAUCGCCUGUCGUCCAAGUUGUCCAGUGGAAGACGCCCACUCUUUCGUCUACCUCUGCAGUGGCUUCUUCAGUCUCCGGUUCUGAUCUGAGUAUUCCUAUUACCUGGGGUGGUCUUCCUGAAGUUGCAGCUGUCAAGGCAUUGACUACCACUGGAACAUACCUGGUGGAUACCUGGACAGUCUACCUGGGCCCAUUACAGCAGGCCAGAACAACCUACAGCAGCCAAUAUAACUGGGAUUCAUCCCAUGUGAUUAUCACUUCUUCUGCAAUUAGCUCGGUGAUUUCAGCUGGGGUAUCCACUGUAUUCACGUUCGAGUUCUAUCCCCGAGUUGAAGGUGGUGUCAACGCUGUUAACUUUACCUUGACCGUCUAG